This is a messenger RNA of Aureobasidium uvarum, 1278 nucleotides long. The record is from the annotation of a GenBank genome assembly. NCBI's taxonomy places the organism in Eukaryota, Fungi, Ascomycota, Dothideomycetes, Dothideales, Saccotheciaceae.
AUGCCUUCCAAAUCUGUCGCUACCAAGCCGCCUGCCUCUGGCUCCGAAGACGAGAUUGGCCCAUCCGACCAGGAAAACCCGCGACCCGCGCCUCCCAAGAUCAACCGCACCCCUGAACCCAUCAUGGAGCCUGCGCCAAAGCCCAAGCAGAGGAAGAGAGUGCUGAAGAAGGAUCUUGUCGCAAAGAAUGCCACUCCUGCGCAAGAGCCCGAACCCGUCCCUGAACUCGAGUCUGUACCUGCGCCUGUGCCCGCGAAGAAGACGACCAAAUCUACCAAGGCCAAAGCUGAAGCAGGAGAAGUGAACGAGAAGCCUGUCGCAAAGUCAAAGCCCAAAACCAAACGCGCGCCCUCUCCUGAACCCGCCCCAGUCAUCCCAGAGACGCAACCCGAACCCACGGAGAUUGACCAGUCUAUUGUCGAAGACGAGCCUCCAGUCGAUCUUAUGGACAUCGACAGAGAGCCCUCGCCUCCACCACCACCACCACCACCACCACCACCGAAGUCACAUACCCGACAACGCUCAGCCUCGAUUCAACGACAAGCCGCUCCUGGCGCUGUCUACUCACGCGCACGCUCAACGUCAAGACAACCAGGCACAUAUUCGCGAGGGCGCAGUGCCAGCGACACGGAGAGAAGAGUCGCAGAGUCAGAAGCAAAUCGCAGACUGGCAGACAUGACCAAAAAGUACGAAGAAAUGCGCAUGAAGUACGACUCUGAACUCGCCGAAUUACGCAAAACCUCAUCAGCCACCAUCAGCGAAUCCGCAAAACUUCAGUCUCAAGUCGCAGCCUUGACGGCAGAAAACGACAAACUCAAAGAAGAGCACAAAGCCACCGUCACAAGCCUCACAGAAUCACAGAAUGAAUCCAAGGCCUUGACUGCCAAACUCGAAGCCGCGAGAAAGACGAACGCCGCCAGCGACAAAGUGCCAGGGUCUGCCGUCAAGAAGAUUGAGCAUGGCAAGACGCAUGGCGCCAGUGCCGAGAGUGUCAAGGAGAAUGCAUUGAAGGAGGAGCUGUACCGCGACUUGACCGGCCUGAUCAUCACAAGCGUCAAACGCAAAGACGGCGAAGACGAGUACAGCUGCAUCCAAACCGGUCGCAACGGCAAGUUUGCAUAUGAACCUUUGCUCGAUGCCAACAGAGAUGCGGAUUUGAUGGACAUACUACCCGAUUACCUCACCGAGGAGAUUUGCUUCCCGAGGAACCAUGCCGUCAAGUUUUAUACCAAAGUUGUCGAGAGCAUGACCAAGAGGGUUGUCGUUGAUGAAGAUUGA